Ipomoea nil (Japanese morning glory) is the source of this 894-nucleotide messenger RNA. RefSeq lists its product as uncharacterized. The coding region runs from base 1 to 894 and encodes 297 amino acids. The transcript has a single exon. The record is from RefSeq and is a predicted model, not a curated record. NCBI's taxonomy places the organism in Eukaryota, Viridiplantae, Streptophyta, Magnoliopsida, Solanales, Convolvulaceae.
AUGCCUCCUCAGGUUGAUCUGGAAACGUUAGUCUCGGCCUGCGCCGGCGGCGGAACGGAUCGGAAAAUCGCAUGCGAAACAUUGGUGGAAGAUAACGCGGCAGACAAGGAAGACAGUUCCGACGACGACGAUGCCGGAAGGGAAGCGCCGCCGGAUUUUCCGCCGGAGUCUUUCUGGCUGUCCAAAGACGCCGAGCUGGAUUGGUUCGACCGGAACGCUUUUCUGGAGCGGAAGGAGUCGGCGAAGGGAAUAAACUCGAACUCGAACCCGACGACGGCCCACCCGAAUUUGAACCCGGGUUCGAAUUCGAGCUCGCAGCGGUUUUUGAAGUCCAAAGCUUCGCUGCUCUUCGGGCUGCCGAAGACGCAGAAGAUGAACUACGUCUGGAAAACCUGUAGCAAACCGGCCAAUAUCCGGCUUUUCCCGGCGAAGCGGACCGAGUCGAUCGGAAAAGUCGUGGCCGAACCGUCGUCUCCGAAGGUUUCGUGUAUGGGAAGAGUCAGAUCGAAGCGCGGAUGCCGGAAAUCUUUGUCGACUGGAGAAAAACCGACUGAGGAUCACGCGGAAACCGGCGGAGAUAAGCGGAGGACCGGGUUUUACUCGAGAUUACUCUCCAUGUUCCGGACGAACCGGAGUCACAAACCGGCUAAGAAAAUCGAGGCCGGGCCAAAACGCGAGGAGCCGGAGCCAGAACCGGGUCGAAAGAGCGUCAAGGCGGCAAAAAUGCGCGACGUUCCGAUAAGUGCUGAACCGGUGCCGGAGCCGCCGGGGCUAGGGGGAAUGAGGCGGUUAUCGUCGGCUCGGAAGUCGGAAUGCUGGGCGGCGGAGGAAAUCAAAGCCGCGAUUUCGGAGGCUUUUGAAACGGAACGGCGGCGCGGCGGCCACAAUGGGUGA